Amaranthus tricolor (Joseph's coat) is the source of this 2583-nucleotide messenger RNA. RefSeq names its product phytyl ester synthase 2, chloroplastic-like. The transcript is spliced from 14 exons. Bases 106 to 2256 code for a protein of 716 amino acids. Lineage: Eukaryota; Viridiplantae; Streptophyta; Magnoliopsida; Caryophyllales; Amaranthaceae. Gene Ontology annotation, cellular component: membrane. The record is from RefSeq and is a predicted model, not a curated record.
AUAAAAUGCUUAGCAACUGAAUAAUUUAACAAUUAAUUCCAAUAAUUUCUGGAUUCAACUAAAGGAUUCUCUCUACUUCUCUACUUAAUUUCUUUUCAUCCAUUAAUGGCGGCCACCGGCGCUACUAACUUCGCCGAUGGUGCCAGAUUUUUGAAGCCACGAUUGAAGCAAUUUUCUGCUGCCAUGACGCUUCGUCCGAAGACUGCGCUUUUCGUCGUUGACUCUCAGCGGAAUCCAUUUUCUCAGUCAGUGACGAUGAACAAUGGCGUUUCUGCAACACACGAGGAUAAACACCAUAGGAAGAUCAAUGGAGAAGCUGUGAUUGCAGAAACGGAGGAAGAAGAAAAUGAAGAAGUUCAAAAGAGUUGGAGAGAUUAUUUUGAACUUGCCAAGUUGUUCGUUGGAUCUGGAAAUGGAGGUUGUGAUAGCAUUCCUCGUUGGUUUUCUCCAUUAGAGAGUGGUUUUAAAAGGAAAAUGAAAAAUUCGCCGGUGUUACUCUACUUGCCUGGAUUGGAUGGACUUGGAGUUGGACUAGUUCUACAACAACAGAAACUCGGCAAGCUCUUUGAUGUAUGGUGUUUGCAUAUACCAGUCAAGGAUCGAACUCCAUUCCAAGAUUUGGUACGGCUGGUCGAGGAAACUGUAAAGUCAGAGAAUCGCCGUUCCCCUGAUAAACCAAUAUAUCUUGUUGGAGAAUCAAUUGGAGCAUGUCUUGUGUUAGCUGUGGCUGCUCGAAAUCCUAAUAUAGAUCUUGUUCUUAUUUUGGCUAAUCCUGCUACAAGUUAUGGCAAGUCACAGCUGCAAUCUCUAGCACCUCUAUUAGAAGUCAUACCCAGUGAGCUUUCUCUGAUCAGUAUACCAUAUGCACUUAGCCUAAUGACAGGCGAACCUUUAAAUCUGGUCUCAACUACUAUCGUGAAAGGGUUUCAACAGAAAUCAACAUUGGAGCUUUUCCAAGGUUUUAGUCAGCUGUCAGCUUACGCUUCUGUCUUGGCGGAUAUUCUUCCUAGAGACACACUACUCUGGAAGCUGCAGAUGCUGAAAUCAGCUGGCUCAUUUGCAAAUUCACGUCUACAUGCUGUCAAAGCUCAGAUUCUGAUUCUUGCCAGUGGAAGGGAUCCUUUACUACCAAACUUGGAGGAAGCUGAAAGAAUUCGUGGUGCUUUACCAAAACAAGAGAUCCAUGUGUUGAAAAAUUCUGGUAAAAUGCCCAAGUGUGAGAUUCGCAAAUUCAAGGAUUCUGGUCAUUUUCUCUUCUUGGAAGACGAUAUUGAUUUGGUGACCAUUAUAAAGGGAACGAGUUUCUACCGUCGGGCUAAAUCCCAUGACUAUAUUUCUGACUAUUUGCUUCCUACUGAAAAGGAAUUCAUCAGAACAUCUGAGUCAUUCAGGUGGCUCAAUAUAGCUACUGGACCAGCAAUGCUCUCUACUUUGGAAAAUGGUCAAAUUGUGCGUGGCCUUGCAGGAAUUCCUAUUGAUGGUCCUGUUGUAUUUGUUGGUUAUCACAUGUUACUGGGUUUGGAGAUAUAUCCUCUAGUGAUAAACUUUUGGUCAGAGAGAAAAAUCGUCAUGAGAGGCCUAGCACAUCCUAUGCUUUUUGCAAAGCUACAAGAUGAUGAUAUGGAUAUGUCUAUGUUUGAUUCAUAUAGAAUCAUGGGUGCAGUUCCAGUCACAGCCAGUAACUUCUACAAGUUGCUUGCUUCAGGUUCCCAUGUUCUGUUGUAUCCAGGCGGGAUGCGUGAAGCUCUUCAUAGAAAGGGCGAGGAAUAUCAGUUAUUUUGGCCAGAAAGAUCUGAAUUUGUGAGAAUGGCUGCUAGAUUUGGUGCUAAAAUUAUACCAUUUGGAGUUGUUGGAGAAGAUGAUAUCUGUGAGCUUAUUCUUGACCAUGAAGAUCAGAUGAAGAUUCCUUACCUAAGGGAUACCAUAGAAAAACGUACAACUCAGAUUCAAUUGAGGACUGACAUGGAAGGGGAAGUUGCAAACCAAGUUGCAUAUUUUCCAGGACUGCUACCAAAGGUUCCUGGGCGUUUCUAUUAUCUAUUUGGUAAACCUAUUGACACAGCAGGGAUGGAGCAAGAGUUAAGAGACAGGGAGAAAGCUCAUGAAUUGUAUUUGCACGUAAAGUCAGAGGUUGAACGUCACAUUGCAUAUUUAAAGGAGAAAAGGGAACAAGAUCCCUAUCGCAGUCUUGCUGCUCGAACAUUGUAUCAAGCCAUGCAUGGUCCAACGGCUGAAGUUCCAACAUUUCCGCUUUAAUUAAGUAUUGUAUACUUGGAAGCCCACCAAAAUGGCCACAAUUGAGGUAUUUUCAUAGAAUUCUAUACGAUGCUCAUACUUCACGAGAUAUGAAUUGUACAAUGGACUUACUAUUCAAAACUCGAUGACCCUAUUCUUUCUUUUUCCUCUAGUGGUGAUAUUCUAUAACCAUCUCUAUAGUAAAAAGAACUAUUUGAUCUUACCUGAUUCUCAAGAAGCUCUUCAUUAUUGGUUAUGAGAAACUGUAUAUUAUUAUAAUGUAUCAUUGGGCUUGAAACUGUAUAUUAUUAACAUUGAUUAUAAUGCAUCAUUGGGCUUAACUUGUGA